CCCGUCGCCUACUCCACCCAAAGGUUGCUUCUCCCCGACUUGUCCUGGGCAUCACGACGUGGUUUCCAGACAAGACGUUCGGUUUGACCUACACGUCCUGUCACGCUCGUUCCUUUGGGCUUGCCGAGCAUCGCCAUGACUCGUGGCAAGCAAAAGAUUGAGUCGCAGAAGCGCAACGAAGCGCGAAAUCAGAAGGCUAAAGGCUCGCAAUUAGAGGCCCGCGCCGCUGCGUUCAAGUCAGCAUGCCCGAUCUGCAAGGUUCUGCUCGCCAAUUACAACCAGCUAGUGGACCAUUAUGCCUCUAAACACCCUAAAGAACCGGUUCCCCCACAGCCAGACUCAUGACACAGGCUUGUGGGCAGGCUACACCUAUUGUCCGCCUUAUCACGCCUAUUCCUCACCUCAGUUCACGAGGCAUCUCCAGCUCCACUACAACUCCAGCUCCUAGUCUCUACACCAGUUUUUCAUACCCCGGUUGAUCCCCUACUGUAGGGUUUCUGCACCACUCCAGCAUCGUGUGCUCAUUUGUAAAUUGUGACAGCUGGGUCGACAACACUUGCUGCAACAGACCUGACGGAUUUCCACUGGUUUUAUUGUAGGUUAUUCAAAACCUUCCGUAUAGUGUCAAGUUCCAGUUAGAAUACUAGAAUGGAAUAGAAAACAAGAAAGAACAAGGGGGAUAUAGGGUUGGAGUUGUACCCUUUAUGAACAUGCACCUAUCUGUUAGAUUAUAUAUGUUAUAUAAUUGUAGGCUUGGUAGGC
Molecule: messenger RNA, 762 nt
Organism: Closterium sp. NIES-67
Lineage: Eukaryota; Viridiplantae; Streptophyta; Zygnematophyceae; Desmidiales; Closteriaceae
Source: the annotation of a GenBank genome assembly